GGACCAACCGCUUAGCCCCUCGGACUCUGUGCGGUCCCCCCGGAAAGGGUCCCGACUCCCAGGCAGCACAGGCCGCAGCACGUGAAGGAAGGAAAGGGGACAAGGACAUUGCAGCUGUGUCAAACUCUUCCCUUAUCUCCGUUUCGGUGUUACUCCUUUGUAAAGUUUCCGUCCGUUGCCUUGGGCCAGGGCUUGCACAGUUCCGCCCGUGCGUUGUGGAGCCUGGUGUCAGAAUCCCUGCUUUGCGGGCAGGCGCUUCGACUGAGGCUGUUGCCGGUGCAGGAGCGAACGGACUCUGCCCCUUCAGCUCCAGAGGCUUCCAUUUCCUCCCUCCGUCCAGGGGCUGCUGAUCCUCUCUUCAUCCCAAGGGCCAAAUUGCACUUCAGAGAAGCCCUGGGAGGCCACAUUCCGGCGGAGGGCGGGACAAAGGGGAAAGGGGCGGGGUCUGUUUGGACUGACGUCGCCUGUGGCCAGUCAAGAAGCCCUCGGAGCAGUGGGCCUGUGUUUCAACAUGGGGAAAACGGCACAAAGGUUGAGAAAAUCCCAACCAGUCGCCGGUUUGGGAGAAAGAGAGGGGCCUGGGGAAGGAGCGUGGCCCUCUGGGUCGGAAGGGGACCCCAGGAGAGCUGGGUAUGCCCUAAAGACCAGGGGUUCACCCUCUGGAACGCGGUUCUUCACUCUUUCCUGUAGGAGACAAGAAAGUUCAUGCACAGGACACCAUCAGCUCAGGUUGAACUCCGUGGCCCGGAGUACUUGUACAGUCACGCACGCAACACCUUUGGAGAACUGUUUGUUUCACUGAUUUCAAAGUACUUACAGGCCGCUCUCCCCUUAAAAGAAUGCGUUGGCCUACAGUAAAUCCUUACGAAAGCACAAUUACGCUCGCACAAGAUAAGAACUGGGGAAAGCCAAGGUAAAGAAGCACAACUUUACACACCAGCCCGAACACAAUUUGCGUACAGCGGCGCCUCACGCUUCAAACGUCCCCGAGUUUGAUUGUUCCAGAGUUCGAACGCUAAAAUCUAGAGAAGAUUGUUCCAAAGGCCGAACGAUGCUUCUCAGUUCGAACUGCAGGCGCAGUGAAAAAGCCGCGCUUGCUGCGGAAGUGUUGUCUGUUGUGCCGCCAGGUCGCCUCUCGUUGGGGAAGGAUCUCUUGCUCUCUCACUGCGUGUCCGUUCAGUCAUUUUCAGUGCCUUUUUGUAAACCCCUCCAUAUUACCCACGGCAUCCAGAAAGCGUGUGGAAGCAACGAAGCCCAAGAGGAAGGUUGUAAUCUCGACGAUUGAGGUGAAAAAGGAACUCAUCGCGAAGCAUGAGAGCGGCGUGCGUGUAGCCGAUCUGGCGGCCAUGUUUAAGAUGCCGAAGUCGACGGUGUGCACCAUUCUUAGGAACAAGGAAGCGAUAAAGGCAGCAGACGUGGCUAAAGGUGUGACGACGUUGACUUCCAGGAGAUCACAUGCGAUUGAGGAGAUGGAGAAACUUCUCCUGGUGUGGAUAAACGAGAAGCAAUUGGCUGGUGAUUCCAUUUCCAAGACGACUGUUUGUGAGAAGGCGAAGCAGCUGUAUAGUGACCUUCGGGAACGUGCGCCUGGGACCAGUGCCGAAAGUGAGGAGUUUAAAGCAAGUAGGGGGUGGCUUGCCAAAUUUCGGAAAAGAACCGGCAUCCAUAGUGUGGUCAUGCACAGGGAGCCUGCGGGUGCUCGUGUGGGGGAAGCUGCAAAGUUUGUGAAAACCUUCCAGCAGUUUGUUGACCGCGAGGGUUUUGUGGCCCAGCAAGUGUUCAACUGUGACGAGAUGGGCCUCUUCUGGAAGAGGAUGCCCAGGCGGACCUACAUUACGGAGGAAGAGAAGGCCGUGCCAGGACAUAAGCCGAUGAAGGACAAGCUGACUCUGCUGCUCUGCGGUAAUGCUAGUGGGGAUUGUAAAAUAAAGCCGUUGCUGGUGUACCACUCCGAAAAUCCACGCGCGUUCAAAAAGAACAGCGUCAUAAAGAGCAGGCUCAGUGUUAUGUGGAGGGCAAACACGAAAGCGUGGGUAACCAGGCGGUUCUUCACGGAGUGGCUUCGUGAGGAGUUUGCGCCAUCAGUGAAGGCUUAUCUCGCCCAGAAGAACCUGCCACUGAAGGCUCUGCUGGUGAUGGACAGCACUCCAGCGCAUCCGCCAGUCUUGGCGGAGGAAUUGAUGGGGGAAGCCAGCCUCAUCGAGGUGCUGUUCUUGCCCUCCAGCAUCACCUCUCUCAUCCAGCCCAUGGGCCAGCAGGUCAUCCCGAAUUUCAAGAAGCAGUACACCAAGGCUAUGUUUCAGAGGUGCUUGGAGGGGACCAAGGAGACAGAGCUGACCCUCCGAGACUUUUGGAAGGACCGUUACAAUAUCCUGCAGUGCAUCAGCGUCAUCGAUAAAGCUUGGAGGGAACUUUCUCCCAGGACAAUGAACUCUGCUUGGGAGAAACUCUGGCCAGGUUGUGUUUCAGCCAGAGCUGAAGGUUUUGAACCAGCGUCUGUGAUGAAGGAAAUUGUGUGUCUGGGCACGACCUUGGGGUUGGAGGUGAGUGAGGAGGAUGUGGAGGAGUUACUGGUCGAUCGCAGAACUGAAUUGACCUUAGAAGAGCUGCAGCACCUGCACAAACAGCAGCAAGAAGUGGUUGUGGCAGAGGAAAUUUCUCUGGGGGAGGAAGAGCGAGCCAAGAGGAACAUCCCCCAUGCUGAAAUUAAGGCGCUUUGCUCUGCCUGGGCUAGAACACAGGCCAUUGUUGAAAAGUGGCACCCGGACACGGCCGUGGUCAAGAGGAGCAUUACUCUGCUCAACGACAACGUGAUGUCCUACUUUAGGGCCACGCGGAAAAGCCGCCAACACCAGGCUAGGUCGGGACGGUCCUCAGAAAAGAGGCAAAGUGAACCAAAAUCGUCAACCAGUCACGCUAAGAGGCAGAAGAGAGAGAGAAUGCCGGAAGACCUCACCACUCCUCACGAAAACAAAUCCGGACAGUAAAUGCAACAUUCAUUUCAUUACACAGUACUGUACAUUUAUCAGUUGUGUUCAGGCUGUAAUAAAUUUGGCCUUCCA
Varanus komodoensis (Komodo dragon) is the source of this 3062-nucleotide messenger RNA. Its product is annotated as tigger transposable element-derived protein 1-like. Gene Ontology annotation, cellular component: nucleus. Bases 1347 to 2987 code for a protein of 546 amino acids. The record is from RefSeq and is a predicted model, not a curated record. NCBI's taxonomy places the organism in Eukaryota, Metazoa, Chordata, Lepidosauria, Squamata, Varanidae. Gene Ontology annotation, molecular function: DNA binding. The transcript has 2 exons.